AUGGAAAAAUACUUGCAAGAUAUUAAAGAAUUUGAAGCGCAACAACUUCACAAAGCAGUGAAACACAAGGAAGAGGAAGAGAGAGAGCAGAAAUCUCAACUAAUAGCUGAGAAGUACGGCGCGGUUUUGAAGUCGAUAAGGAGGAAGGUAGAUAUGGAGGAACAACUAUUGAAAAAAGCUCAGCAGGAGCAAGAGGAACGAUAUCAAGAGAAACAGAAAGUACGGAAACAGCGUGCGGAUCAAAUGCGAGAGCAAGUGCAACGUUUCCGACUGGAGGCGUUAGCUACGAAGUCGAAGCAACUUCAAGAGGAAAGAGAUUUGAAAACGUGGGAGACGAUUCAAAGAUUUAAGAGGGCCGAGUUUGACGAAAAAUACAGAGACGAGGAACGAAAGAAAAAUUGGGAUAAAAAGAUGGAAUACGGGAACGAGAUAAAAAAGUAUAUCGUAAGUGUGAGAAGAUGUUAA
Messenger RNA from Bombus pascuorum, 465 nucleotides. Its product is annotated as trichohyalin-like. The coding region runs from base 1 to 465 and encodes 154 amino acids. The transcript has 3 exons. The record is from RefSeq and is a predicted model, not a curated record. NCBI's taxonomy places the organism in Eukaryota, Metazoa, Arthropoda, Insecta, Hymenoptera, Apidae.